AUGACUAUCCUAACAACUGAGGUUCAAGUGUAUUGCUGUCGCGUCAUCGAGUUGAGACAGUGUUUUCACCAUCCCCGCAACAUUCCCGCUCACGCUCCAAGAGAGAAAAAAAAGCGACCGAAUCACGCGAAUUCGAACAUGGGCUGGAUAUGGAGCAGCGACAACAGUGCGAACGGGCAAGACCAGCUUGACCCCUCUCUGCGCGACUUCCUCAAGAAAGAAGCCCCCACGGGCCCAAAACCUACAUUACCGUCUGCGCCCAAAGAAAAGCCCGCCGCACCACCGACAUCAACGCAAUCGCAACCGCAGACCCCAGCACAACCAGAGAAACCAUUCGUACCUCCACAAUCUCAAUUCCAAGACGGCAGAUAUGCCGACCUCUGGAAAAACUACACCCCGCAAGACAUCCUCAACAACCGCGGAAAGUCAGAGCAAGACCGAUUACGAGACCUCGUAGACGCCUACAAUGACCGGAAAGCCUCAAUCGGGCGUGUAGCAAUGGAGAACUGCGCGCUAGAGUACAUGGAGCAAUUUGAGUGCUUCAGACAUCCGACAACAUGGUGGUCCAAAGGGACCAUGUGCAUCGCCGAGUCGCGCAAGUUCAACCGCUGCUACGGCAUACAAUCCAAGUUCCUCAAGGCGCUGGGAUACAUGACUAUGGAUGCGCGGACACCAGAGGAAGACGAGCGGAUACAAAUGCACGCAGACAAGCUCUACCAGCAAAUGCUGCAGCAAGAGGCAGAGAUAGAAAAGGCCAAAGCUGAAGGACGGCCCGAGCCCAAGUUCGAAAGUGUCCUGUCCAAACGCAACGUCGCGCAAGCUAUGGGAGGUGUUGCUUCAUCGACUACUGUUCCUGUAGCAGAGACUAGCAAGUCGAGCGUUUCAGACGACAACGACAUUUGGAGUCAGAUCAGGCCAGAGGCGCGGAAAGAGUACGAGAAGAAGCUAGCGAAGAUGUCGCCGGAAGAGCGCGAGAUUGAGAGGAUGGCGGUAGAAGGCGAGAUCAAGGCACAGACCGGCGUCACGAAGCAACUAGAGCAGACAUUCAUCGAGGAACGCGUUGCUCGGAUGAAGAGGAGAGAGGCCGGUCAGGCAACUUUUGGUGAUACGAUUAAGACUUUGUGGGGCUGGGGCUAG
Molecule: messenger RNA, 1137 nt
Organism: Pyrenophora tritici-repentis Pt-1C-BFP
Lineage: Eukaryota; Fungi; Ascomycota; Dothideomycetes; Pleosporales; Pleosporaceae
Source: RefSeq, a predicted model, not a curated record